GUCGAGCAUGCAGGAGCCCCACCCAACGUCCUCCUCUCGCAUGCCGCCGCCCGCGGCCGUGGACGAAAAGUUAUAUAUCAUUCAUACCCCAGAAGAGAUCAACAGGCAGAUGUACCUACUGACCAGCGACCGCUUGAGGAUCUCCCCAAGCAUGUCCACGCGGUCCGAUCUCUCGUCGUCGUCCUAUGGAUACGAGGAACGCUACACAACGCCACAGAUCAAGGCCAAGAGCACGACGCAUGCCAUGCGAAGUGUCGAAGACGGAACACAGAGUAUGUAUGAACGAAGUGUGCUGCGGACAUCGUUCUCCGCGGCAAUACCGAUGCUGGAAGAGCCCACGCGACCGACGCAGUCGUACGACAUGAAUCGAUCGCAGAACGGGGUGGUCACCACGGGGGUGCUGUAUCGCCGCCGGCGCGGCAACCUGGGAUGGCUGGAGCGAUGGACGUUGAGUCAUUUUGUCUUGUGCACCCGAUAUCUCAAGUACUACAACCACACCGGUGAGAAGCUGCUGGGGGUGCUAAACCUCGCCGGAUGCAGCGAAACAAGUGUCGAAAUCAUGCCAAAAGACUCGGUACCGAAUGGAAAGCAAGCCACGAUAUGGCGUUUUGCGCUGCGCACGCCCCAGCGUCGCAUUAUCCUGUCGGCGGCCACGGAGUACGAAAUGAACUGCUGGCUGCGGCACCUUGGAGCAGCCAUCACCGGCAAAGCCGUCACAUCAGGCGGCCGCGCCGAUAGCGUGGUACAGAUGUGCGACUUUAUCUAUGACGACCACAUUGUGGACCCCGCGGAACUGGUCCGACCAAACGGUUUGAGUCUGCAUCACUUCAGUCUCCAUGCGUCCCGAGCUUGUUAGCCACCGUUAAUGUAAUAUUUUUUAACUGUACAAGUGCC
Aphanomyces astaci is the source of this 894-nucleotide messenger RNA. RefSeq lists its product as hypothetical. The record is from RefSeq and is a predicted model, not a curated record. The transcript has a single exon. Bases 8 to 856 code for a protein of 282 amino acids. NCBI's taxonomy places the organism in Eukaryota, Oomycota, Saprolegniomycetes, Saprolegniales, Verrucalvaceae.